This is a messenger RNA of Xenopus tropicalis (tropical clawed frog), 2004 nucleotides long. RefSeq names its product pregnancy up-regulated nonubiquitous CaM kinase (gene pnck). Lineage: Eukaryota; Metazoa; Chordata; Amphibia; Anura; Pipidae. Gene Ontology annotation, cellular component: nucleus; cytoplasm. Gene Ontology annotation, molecular function: protein serine/threonine kinase activity; kinase activity; calcium/calmodulin-dependent protein kinase activity. The record is from RefSeq and is marked provisional. The coding region runs from base 142 to 1161 and encodes 339 amino acids. The transcript is spliced from 12 exons.
GGAAUAUCAGCGUUCACAGUCACACAGCACUGCAUCACUACCAAACCGCGCCGUAUCCUGCAGGAACACAAGGUAUUAACCUUGUAGUGCAUUAGCACUGCUGAGCAAAGACAGGGCUGCCCUUUAGACUUAUUUAUAACCAUGCCUCUUGGGAAGAACGUCAAGAAGAAAAUUGAGGACAUCAAUAUGGCGUACAACAUCAAGGAGAAGCUGGGAGCGGGGGCAUUCUCCGAGGUGGUAUUAGCACAAGAGAAAAAUUCGGAGCGACUGGUGGCCCUGAAAUGUAUCCCUAAGAAAGCUCUCCGAGGGAAAGAGGCCGUGGUGGAGAAUGAGAUUGCAGUGCUUAAGAAGAUUACUCACAAAAACAUAGUUUCCCUGGAGGAUAUAUACGAGAGCCCCACACAUCUGUACUUAGCCAUGGAACUUGUUACUGGAGGGGAGCUUUUUGACCGCAUCAUUGAGCGUGGAUAUUAUACUGAGAAAGAUGCCAGUCAGCUCAUUCGUCAGGUCCUUGAUGCCGUACAGUACCUGCAUAACAUGGGGAUUGUACACCGAGACCUAAAGCCAGAGAACCUUCUCUAUGCCACCCCAUUUGAGGAUUCCAAAAUCAUGAUCAGUGACUUUGGCCUGUCCAAGAUUGAGGAUGGUGGAAUGAUGGCUACAGCGUGUGGGACACCAGGCUAUGUAGCGCCAGAACUCCUAGAGCAAAAGCCAUAUGGGAAAGCUGUUGAUGUCUGGGCAAUUGGUGUCAUCUCUUAUAUUCUGCUCUGCGGUUACCCUCCUUUUUACGAUGAAAAUGAUUCUGAGCUUUUCAACCAGAUCUUGAAGGCAGAAUAUGAAUUUGACUCUCCAUACUGGGAUGACAUUUCUGAAUCAGCCAAGGAUUUUAUAAGGCACUUGCUGGAAAGGGAGCCAGAGAAAAGGCUAACAUGCGAGCAAGCACUACAACAUCCCUGGAUAUGUGGUGACACAGCACUGGAAAGAGACAUCCAUGGGUCAGUGAGUGAGCAAAUCCAGAAGAACUUUGCACGAACUCAGUGGAAGAGAGCUUUCAACGCAACGUCAUUCCUCCGUCACAUCACCAAAAUGGGGCAAAGUGCUGACACAGAGGCUGUGGAAAACCAUGGAGAAGCUGCCCCACAAGAGAAGGACAAGUGGUGACAGGAGCUUGAAGUGGAAGACUUGAUGCCUGGAGGUGUCCAUGUUUGGGACCUCCAUGUCAGGCACUACACCCUUGCAUGAGCUUGUGGUGACACCUGUCUGCAUGAUGCCUUCAGCGGCCAAUGGCUGUUCUUCCCCUAGCCCCACCAUGGCCCCCCCCCCCUUAUAUUGUAAACCCUCCAGAUGGCCUCUGUUUUUGAGAAAUUUCUCGAGAUGUGCUGCAGAUUUGUUGGGGUCUCUAGAUUUUUACAUAUUUAAAGAGCCAUGAAACAAAAAGAGAGAUACAGAGAAUUUAAAUUCUGAAGGAUCUCUGCUUUAAUUUUACAUCUCUGCGGAUCAAGCCAGCAUGGUUGAAAGUGAUCUACACGGUGACUUUGGUCUCCGGAAAGGAUGAUGCACUACCUCAUAUCAAAAUCAUCCACUCAACAGCAUUUGCAUACUCCCAUUGAACUUAAAGAGUCUACAGAGAUAAUUCUACAAAACAUUGCCACACAGGUAGAGAAUCCCAACAAGCACAAUAUCAUAUAUUGAUGUAGCUGCCCCAAGAAUUUGACAUUUCAUAACUAGAAUAAACUACAGAAAGCAGUAAAAGAAGCUUGAACAAUGAAGAUUUUACUUCUGUUAGUGGAAACGGUACUCUUAAGCUCUAAAUGGUAGUCAAAAGAUCAGAGCUGUUUGUUCUUAUUGGCUUUGCCAGCAACUUGUUUGAUUUUUUUUUUUUUUUUACAAUAGACCUAAAAAUGUAUUUUUUUCUCCAAGACUAAAGUUUUCACUUUAAAAUGAACCCCAUUGGAAGUAGUUAUAUAUCAAUAUAUAAAUAAAAUAAUACACAUUUUAAAAAAA